GCAAUGGACAAAACUUUCUUAUCAGAUUUUUUAAUCGUAGAAACUAGAAGCACCACAUUCUCUACACACUUCUUUAUUUAUUCAUGCUAACUAUCGUUCUCCACACAUUUUAGUUUUUGUGUCACUUCAUGCAGUUCAUAAUUCAUAUUUAAACUAUAUAUUAUCUUCUCCUUAUCAUAUAUAUUCGUUAUUAUUGAAUUCUGGUAAAAGCUCUGCAGUGAAGCCAUGGCAAUCGAGCCUUGGUAUAUGGACGAAAGCAAUGAAGAUCCAAGGCUUCCUCAUCAUCAAAAUCCUAUAAAUUAUGUUUCCACCGAGACCCUUAUUGAAAUUGGUGUUUUGUAUUGGAAAUUGAAUGCCAAGAACUACGAAAAUGAUCCUGAAUUGGAGAAGAUUAGAGAAGAGAGGGGCUAUAAUUAUUUUGAUAUACUUGAUCUGUGCCCAGAGAAGGUGGAGAAUUAUGAGCAGAAGCUGAAGAAUUUCUACACAGAACACAUCCAUGCAGAUGAAGAGAUACGGUACUGCUUGGAGGGAAGCGGGUAUUUUGAUGUGCGAGACAAGGCAGACCGCUGGGUUCGGAUUUUGGUGAAAGAAGGUGAUAUGAUUAUACUGCCAGCUGGAAUCUACCAUCGUUUCACUCUUGACACCUCGAAUUAUGUGAAGUUGAUGCGGCUUUUCAAGGGAGAACCAGUGUGGACGCCAUACAAUCGACCACAGGAAGAUCAUCCAGCUAGAAUGGAAUACAUACAGAAUUUGACAGAGAAAGUGGGCGUGCCUGUUGCCGCUCAUUAGCCAUUCGAGCCUACAUUAGUAUUUCUAUGGGUCUUAAUUACAUAUGCCAUUAUAUUACUCUAAGCCUUGAUAUGUUAGUGCAACGGCUGUGUGUAAUGUGGCUGCAUCAUCGUGUGCUAUGAAGCAGCAAGUAAUUAAAUGUGAAAUCAAACAUGAUUCCAACUCUUUUCUAAAAACCUAGUUCCGUGGACUUUAGUAGUUUCCUAGUUCUUUUACGGCCCGUUUGGUAGUUGGUCAUAAAUGAUGGUAAUGGGAGUGAAUUUGUGUGUAAAUUUGUGUAAAAUAUCAUUGUCCAUUACCAUAGUAAUGUUAAUUUAUCCUAAAGUGUCCACUUUCCUUCUUGAAUUUUCAUUCCCAUCCAAUACCACCUUGUAGGGUGGUAAUGAAUGGUAAUGAAAGUUGCUUCCCCUUGGAGACAAAAACACAAGUUUAGGGGUGCCCCAUAAUCAACUAAGAGCAUCCAAGAACACAAGGUAUCCAAUGUUGUUUCAUUGCCUUGUACACUUAAGUCCAUUUAUGUAUAAAUGUUCCAACAAUUCUUGUAAUAGCCCUGUUUUUAAGAAUGUUUAUUUAGAAGUUAAUUAUAAUUAUUAAGUUAAUUAUUUUUCGGAUA
Beta vulgaris subsp. vulgaris (sugar beet) is the source of this 1402-nucleotide messenger RNA. Its product is annotated as acireductone dioxygenase 1. Gene Ontology annotation, molecular function: acireductone dioxygenase [iron(II)-requiring] activity. The transcript is spliced from 5 exons. The record is from RefSeq and is a predicted model, not a curated record. Bases 226 to 789 code for a protein of 187 amino acids. Lineage: Eukaryota; Viridiplantae; Streptophyta; Magnoliopsida; Caryophyllales; Amaranthaceae.